Cladophialophora psammophila CBS 110553 is the source of this 1590-nucleotide messenger RNA. RefSeq names its product 26S proteasome regulatory subunit N4. The coding region runs from base 1 to 1590 and encodes 529 amino acids. Gene Ontology annotation, cellular component: nucleus. NCBI's taxonomy places the organism in Eukaryota, Fungi, Ascomycota, Eurotiomycetes, Chaetothyriales, Herpotrichiellaceae. The record is from RefSeq and is a predicted model, not a curated record. Gene Ontology annotation, biological process: regulation of transcription by RNA polymerase II. The transcript has a single exon.
AUGCUGGCUCAGAGUGCGCUGGUGGGUGGAUGGAACGACGGGUAUACGAGCCCCGGGGGAUAUUUGAGCGCGCUGCCAAAGAAUUUCCAAGACCAACGAUACCAUAAAAGAGACUCGUCGGGAUCCUCUGUAACCUCACUGGGUCCGCCCUCGCCUCUCAACCACAACACUUUAUACCCACAAAUUGUCGCCACUUCUGACUCGAGUUUUCCACCUUCCUACGAGUUCGACUACACCCAACAAACUCCACACACUGCCAAGUCUGAAUCUGCUGCCAUUAUGUACCCCACCAAUUUCUCUGCCGUCGACAUGAGAAGGAUACACUCAACAGGCGCCGACGAGCGUGCGUCAUAUGCCUUGUCUGCGCCGCAGUCGGUCUCGACAAUGAGUCACAACUCUCCCGCGACGCCGCAUACUACUUAUGAGCCCGAGUACGACGAGAAAAAUGUCUAUGGUGAGGAAAACACUGCCGGCGACGAGAUGUUCGAUUACUUACAGUUCGACCCAGGUUACACCAACGUUUACCAGCAGUCAUUACAAGAUGUCUUUCCUGACCAACAUUUUGCCAGUCCCAUGGGUGCCUACCCUCCACAAGCGCAACAGAACAUGCAGAGGAUGACCGUCAACGCUCACCGGCAGAACAUGAUGGCCGACAGACUGCAGGCAGCACAGCAAGACCACUUGAGAACAAACUCGCCGACGUCGAACCCUCGCGAGAAGUCUCCGUUUAGGCAGAACUCGCCAUACAACAUGCCGGCGCCUGCACAGCGGCCGCAGCCAACGCUGCGAAAGCAACGCACUUCGAUAUCACCCAAGGAACUGAUGUUGGACGAGCACGACGUCGACGACCACUCGACGCCACUGUUCGCUGCCGACCAGUCACAGUCGAUGUUCGCAGGCCGUAGAAACCCAUCGAAUCUCUCAAGCUUCUACACUGCGGCCAGCGAGCCUUCGAUACAGAUCCCGCCACAAUAUUCUUUUGUCGGCCAGUCGUCGAGGCAAGCAGCUCAGGCAGGAAUGCACGACAUGAGUCCGGAGUUCCCGGCGCAUUUGAUCUCGAUGGAGUCGACUGCAGACGAAUCGUUGGAGCCUUCCAGCCAACAACCCGCGCAGAGGCCUAGGCCACAGUCGCAAACUGCUGCGCCUCAACAGCAGCAGCCACAAAGUCAACAGCAGCGACCGGUCGACACAUCAUCUGACUCAGGCACUUACUCGUGUACGUAUCACGGUUGUCACCUGAGAUUCGACACACCUGCGAAACUUCAGAAACACAAGAGGGAAGGGCACAGGCAGUCACCGUCGUCAUCCGGAUCCACGAACUUGGCCUUGCGCAACUCGCAAGCUGGUCCGCACCGAUGCGACCGAAUCAAUCCUAGCACCGGCAAGCCUUGCAACUCGAUCUUUUCUCGGCCGUACGACCUCACGAGGCAUGAGGACACCAUUCACAAUGCCCGGAAGCAGAAGGUCCGCUGCCACCUGUGUACAGAAGAGAAGACUUUCUCACGUAACGAUGCGUUGACACGGCACAUGCGCGUGGUUCAUCCUGAUGUCGACUGGGUUGGCAAACAGAAGCGCAAGAAUCAAAAGUGA